AUGGGUGAGACUGGGAAGCGAUAUCGUUCCCAUAGGGACCAUGAUGGAGAUAGAAAGAAUCAGAAGAGACGGGGAAAUGAUAGAGAUGACAAGGGUAAUGAUGAACUGAUCAUUUAUAGGAUUCUAUGCCCAGAUGGGUUUAUUGGGAGUGUGAUUGGGAAGAGUGGGAAAGUGAUAAACUCGAUACGGCAAGAGACAAAGGCCAGGGUUAAGGUUGUUGACCCGUUCCCUGGUGCUAAGGAUAGAGUUAUAUUAAUCUAUUCCUACGUGAAGGAUAAAGAUGAAGUAGAGGUGGAUGACGAAUUCGAUGACGGAGAGCCUCUUUGUCCUGCCCAAGAUGCUCUUCUGAAGGUGCAAGCUGCAAUUGCAAAUGCAGUGGCUUCAGUUGGUGAUUCGGACAAGAAGUGGAAAGACAAGGAAGAGUGUCACAUUCUUGUUCCCGCCAGCCAGGCUGCCAACAUUAUUGGGAAGUCUGGGUCCACUAUAAAAAGACUGAGAAGCAAGACAAGGACAAACAUUAAGAUUACUGCAAAGGAUGCUAGCGAUCCCACUCAUUCAUGUGGAAUGGAGUUUGACAACUUUGUUGUGGUAACUGGUGAGCCCGAUGCAGUGAAGAGAGCAUUGUUUGCAAUUUCAGCAAUCAUGUACAAGUUCAGUCCAAAGGAAGAGAUUCCUCUUGACACCAAUGUGCCUGAAGCCCCUCCAAGCAUCAUUAUCCCUUCAGACGUUCCUAUUUAUCAUGCUGGUGGACUCUAUCCAAGUGUAGAUCCUAUUGUCCCAUCCAGAUCUGUUCCUCCUGUCCUAGGUGCUACACAUGUUCCGGAACUUUCAGGGUAUGCUGAUGCAGGGAGCACUUGGCCUGUUUAUUCUUCUGCCCUUCCUGUAGUUUCUGGUUAUGGUGGUACAUCAAGAUCAGAGGAGUUAAUUGUGAGAGUGCUGUGCCCCUCUGACAUGAUUGGCCGCGUUAUUGGCAAGGGAGGGGGUUCAAUAAAAAGUGUGAGACAGGCCAGUGGUGCUCGUAUUGAGGUUGAUGAUAAGGCUGAUCGUGAUGAAUGUAUCAUCUCCAUCACCUCAACAGAGUCCAUGGAUGACAUGAAAUCCAUAGCAGUUGAAGCGGUUUUAUUGCUGCAAGGGAAGAUAAAUGACGAAGAUGAUGACACUGUAACUAUCCGGCUUCUUGUUCCAUCUAAAGUUAUUGGUUGUAUAAUUGGAAAAAGUGGUUCAAUCAUAAAUGAGAUCCGAAAGAGAACUAAAGCUGAUGUCCGUAUCUCCAAAGGCGAGAAGCCCAAGUGUGCUGAUUCCAACGAUGAACUUGUUGAGGUGGUUGGGGAAGUUAGUAGGGUGAGGGAUGCACUUAUUCAAAUCGUUAUGCGGCUUCGAGAUGACGUCUUAAAAGACAGGGAAGGUGGUCAUAAUACUUCUGCUGGUGCCGAUUCUAUGUAUUCUGGUGGUACUGGUUUUUCUAUGCCUUCAGUUUUGCCUAGUGUUCCCCCAGUUGCUCCAAUGGGUUAUGAACAGAGAGCUGAAUCUGGGAGUGGCUUAGGCAUGCUUUCUUCAGGCAGCCUUUAUGGAUAUGGAUCUUUAUCAAUACUAGGAAAAGCAUUGGGUGGUGGAGUGGUUCCUGCUAUCAUUGUCUCGUGUUGUGGCUGCUUCCAUGGUCGUACAUUGGCUGUUAUUUCUAUGAGCUGUGACAAUGAGGCUACUCGUGGUUUUGGGCCCUUGUUGCCUGGCCACCUCAAAGUUGAUUUUGGUGAUGAAGUUGCUCUUGAGAAGAUAUUUAAAGGUUUCUAA
This is a messenger RNA of Camellia sinensis, 1791 nucleotides long. NCBI's taxonomy places the organism in Eukaryota, Viridiplantae, Streptophyta, Magnoliopsida, Ericales, Theaceae. The record is from RefSeq and is a predicted model, not a curated record.